AUGUCACAGGCGGAGAAGAAAAACGUCCUUAAUCGUAGGAGCUCAAAGUACUGGAAAUGGCGAAAAGACCCGCCAGCUUUGGCUGCUCUCUUUCCCGUUGGCUUCGCCUCUGUCUCCAGCUACUGGCGCGGUGUUCUCUCCACCGAGGUCGCGUAUUGGACGAGGAUCAUUAUCUUCGUCGACGAGCCCAUCACUUCCACCUUCUCUCCAGAGUACUUCUCCUGGUCGCACGACAAGCUUUUGGACGUGCGCCUCACGCGUCGGAAACGUCACCACGGACGAUCUCACCCCGAUGAUGCCUACGAAAGAUCGCGUGUCGAGUACAUUGUAACGCAUCUCCGGCCUCAUCUUUUCCGCUGCAGAAGCAUUAGACUUGAUCUCAGAAACAGAUCCUCCGUGGUAGGGGCGGUGAACCACUUGAGAGGAGCUGCUCCUGAACUUCAGGUUCUAGCGCUUCGCUCUGAGAUCGCGGACACUACGGAGGAUGCUGACGGUCUUCAAGAUCUCAUUUGCCCCGCCUUGACGGAUCUGUACGUCGACCCGAAGACUUUCAUCGACGUAACGCGCCGGGGAUUCACAUGGCCGCAGAAGAAAGAUCGGUCCGUGAACUGCAAUCUCUCGCUAGGUCCAUAUCAACCUUUGGAUCCUCUGAACGUUAUCCUUGCUAAGGACCUCGUGCUAUCCCUCCAAACCCCACCAGCCUCCCAAACCUUGAACUCGAUCUUGUUGCGGAACAUUGUAUUCUUCCCUGACCUCGCCAUCCCUCAAGGGCUUAGCAUCCGCAUAUAUUACCUGACAUUAGACACGAUACCGGGUGACUUCAUCGUUGCUGUGUCCGAGGCGAGCUCAUUCGAGAUGGUCUUGAAUACGAUCACACUGAAAAAUUGCUCAGUCGAAGAACCGCUCCAUUUCGGCGCGAAUUAUCACCUCAAUCUCGAAACUAUCGCCGACUCGGGAACUCUCGUCAAUGUCCUCAGAUAUAGCGACGCUAAAGAGGUCUCUAUCACAGACUGCGCUGGUUUCGACGACGGCUUCCUUCAAGCUUUCGGCAACGGCGGGCCAGAAGGAAACGAUUUCUUGGCAUGCCACACGAAAUCAUUGUCAAUCCAGGGGCCCAAAUGCAAAUUCUCGUCUGCCGCUUUCAAACACGCAGUAAAAUACAGGCCCAGGGCUACCUUGGAAUCCCAUCCUUCAGAUUGGUGGACCGAUGAGGACGACUGGAUAGGCAUGUUAUCAGGGCCGGUCGUUCCCUUAAACGAACUCGAUGUUUUCGGAUGCGAUACUAGCUUCAGUCCGAGUCAGGAGGAGUGGUUUAGACAGCAUAUCAUGGACAAUGGGUGGUCGACGUCAGGGUGUCGAAUAACAUCGCUGUCUCUAAAAGCAGAACACUCGGAAUCAAGAAUAAACGAAGAAGGUGAUGGCACGGAUGACCUGGACGACCUUAUCGAUUCUCUGCCAGAGUCCAGACGAAUGCCCUGGGAUCGCAGUCCCGUCAUGUUUCCGUCGGACCAGUAA
Messenger RNA from Coniophora puteana RWD-64-598 SS2, 1515 nucleotides. RefSeq lists its product as uncharacterized. The transcript has a single exon. The coding region runs from base 1 to 1515 and encodes 504 amino acids. NCBI's taxonomy places the organism in Eukaryota, Fungi, Basidiomycota, Agaricomycetes, Boletales, Coniophoraceae. The record is from RefSeq and is a predicted model, not a curated record.